This is a messenger RNA of Orbicella faveolata, 1847 nucleotides long. RefSeq names its product transmembrane and coiled-coil domain protein 3-like. The record is from RefSeq and is a predicted model, not a curated record. Gene Ontology annotation, cellular component: endomembrane system. NCBI's taxonomy places the organism in Eukaryota, Metazoa, Cnidaria, Anthozoa, Scleractinia, Merulinidae.
AUGAGUGAAAACACCCUAUGCAAGAUUUCCCAACGCGAAUUGUGGAGGAGUUGCCGUGUGAAGACUUUUUGUGAUUGGAAAGUGGUGUGUGUUAUAAUUUCAGAGAUAGAUGGACUUGAAGAAGAACCUAGCAGUCCUGCAGGUGAAGAUAGUUUCGCAGGAGAUUCUAAUCUCAGCCCGGCCAGAUACAACAGCGAUGAUGAUUCUUCCAGUGUAGCAUCAGCCACGCACAUCGGCGUUACGCUCCCGGGAAACAGCCCACGUCACAGCCUUCCGCCCAGUCCCCCCACGUCCUAUGAUCACGAUAUUAUCGAACUUCGUGAAACUAACGCCAGACUGCAGGAACUCAUAGAUAACUUGAAGCGACAGCUAGACUUUGUUGCGGAAUCACUUCAAGAGGAACGAUGCAAUUCAGAGCAACUGCGAGAUUUACUAAACAGCAUAACAACAGAGUGGAAUGACGUGUCAGAACUACGUCAGAACGAGAUGAUAACGGUAAAACAAGAACUCGAACGAGCCGAGGAACGCAUUGAGUUAGUGGAAUAUCGGUCAGCGGAGCGAGCAAGCGAGAUUGAAGAGGCGCUCGAUUCUUACGUCACUAGGGUUUUGAAAAUCGAAGCUAUACAACAGCAAAGCCAACAAAUGAUGGGAUUGGACGAUUACUUGGAUCAGAGCGCUCAGGCCAAAGCGCUUUUAUCAAAAUUCCUCACUAUGAUCCUGGCCAUCUUACAGAUUGUACUUAUCAUAUGCACAACACUAGCCAGAAUAGUUAUUCCCUUCACAAGAACAUGGUUCCGUAUUGUAGUAACAAGCGUGGUUAUUUUAAUACUGGCCGUAUUAUGGAGAUACCAAGAGAGUGACAAUGUACGACUUGUUAUGGACAGCGUGACAGGGCAUGUCACAACAAUGAGAGACAGAAUCAUAUCGCUAGGAACUCCGCUACAGAAUUUUGUGCAAAAGAUUUAUCAACGAGACAAAUCAUGACACACAGAGAUGAUACUCUACAAUGACGAAGAAUCAUCAGUAUGUGCGAGACCUAGAGAGAUUUAAGCGAGCCAGAAUGGCGAACCCACGAAAUUCUUUUGCGUUUUAUUUCGGGAUCUAGUUCUGAUAAGAAUAUUAUAACAAUAUUUUAACGGGGAGUCAAUCACAUUUUUUUUGCAUCAAAUGGAACAGGUGCUAUUAAUCCACUAAAGUGCAUACCUGUGGCAUUAGCAAAGAGAUUUUUACGGUCAUGCAAGCACCGAUUUAUCUCUUUUUCUCUUUGUUGUUGUUUUUAGCUUAUUAACUCGUUUUGCAACGUCAGUUCACGAUUGACUCUCGCUUUUUGCUCUUGGUCAUCGCCGAGGCGUGUAUUGCUCUUCGUUGUAAAUAAGGCUUCAAUUGAAAAUGGGCGUUGUAGAGGCAGGACCUUUGACGAUAUGGUGUAAGAAUAGAAUUUGAUACAAUCUCGUUCCCAUGGUCUCUCGUCUUCCCGCGGGAAACACAGAGACUGGGAACGAGGUUGAGUUUGAUAGUGAGAUCAUCACCAAAACGUGUUUUUUCACAAAUUUUUACGCAGCAAACAGGCAAAAAAUCUCACUUAAACGUAUUUUCUCCUCGCAACCUGAAAAAUCCAACUUUGGCGAUGAUUUUGGCAAUAAAAUGAUUCACUUGUUAUUUAUUUAAUAUUGUAAAGAAAAGAAAAUGAAAUGACGUGGUCAAUAAGGUUUGUUUCGAACUUCAAGAUCCUUGAAGUAAACUAAACAAUUGAAGGGUGAAGAAAUUUAAAAUUGAAGCCAAGCAAGUCAUUGUCAAUGAAAUGAAUUUUAAUAAAUUAUCUGUAACCUACUGGUAGGGAAAUUAUA